Cinara cedri is the source of this 15623-nucleotide messenger RNA. The record is from the annotation of a GenBank genome assembly. NCBI's taxonomy places the organism in Eukaryota, Metazoa, Arthropoda, Insecta, Hemiptera, Aphididae.
AUGAAAAUAAAACCUCCGACGAAAAUCACCGUCGUCGUCGUCGUUGCCGCCGUCGGUAUACCGUAUUGUAACGGAGGAGCUCGCCCUCCGCCCUCUGUUUCCUCGUGUUUUUUAUUAUUAUUAUUUUUUUUUUUUUUUUUUUUUUUUUUUUUUUAAUCAGCUUAUAAUUCCAGACGGAUUUCCCGACACGCUAUACCACAUGCCACCCGAAAAGUUAAAUUAUAUCGUUUUCGCGACAAACGAAAUAAUAAUAAUAAUAAUGUAAUUGGCAAAACGCAACGUACCCGAAACCUAACCCAACUUAUAGUGUGCAGUGCGUAUCGCGGUCACACGACUACGUGGACGAGUGGGAAUGGGGUACACCAUCACUGCCUUCCCAUAUUGUGGAUACUAUUGCUUCACCAGUCCCCUAUUCAUUCAAUAUUCGAUCAAUUAUUUAAACAAGUCAUAAAAUAAAACACAUUUAUAACAUUUAUUAUACUACAAUACAGCAUUUUUGAUUGAUAAAAAAAAACCACGGGUUGGCCACUGCUGUAGGUGGUCAGUUGAAAAUGUCGGAUAUAUAAUAGCGCAGAUAAUUUAGUUUAUUAUAUAGUGUACGAAACGAUAAAUCACUGAAAACGAAAAACGAUUCCGAACGGUGCGUGGUGUAGUACUUAUUGGUUGUGUGCGUUUUUUUCCUUAUUGUCAAAAUAAUCUAGAAAUCGACAGAAAUAAUAAAAAAAAAUGUUUAUAACAGGAGAAGAAAAUUUCGAUAAAUGUUUCGAAUAAAGUACUUUUAGGUGAAAAAUCCGCAUCGUUUUCCGAGGCAAUAUGAAGUAAAGGAAGUGCAAAAAGAAUAACGUCAACGAUCAGUUUAAAUCCGACCGGGAAAGAGAUCAAAAGACCAAGGAAGCGAUAAAGGGAUAUUGGGUAUAGUCGUAAUACAGAAUACAUGGAUCAGUUGGGUAUAGAGAAUUGUGAAUGGGUUUUGAACAAUAACUGAAAAGGCUCUUGGUGAGCCGUAAAGCUAAAGAAGAAAAACAAGACAAGAAUUAAAAAAAAAAAAAAAAAAAAAAAAAAAAAAAAAAAAAAAAAAAAAAAAAAAAAAAAGAGAGCAAAAAACAAAUCGAAAAUACUAUACCGAAAACAUUCCUAACCUAACCUUUUCGAUUAGAGCUUCUGGUCGAAACCACGUGUUACCAGAGUUAAGUGUGUUAAUUUACUUAUACUGCGACUUUCAACUGUAGACACAUUUCCGGGCGUAGAGGAAUUUUGAUUUUUUUUUUUUUUUCAAAACAUACGGUCAUUUUUAAACCAACCAGUGGCUGUUGAAAAUUGUGUGUUUCAUACAUUAUUAUAUAUGUUUCGUGACGUCCCGACCUUUUCUUUUAUAUUACGCGAAGCACAGGUAUUGAAGUGUUCGUAAAGUGCACUCGCGUGACACUAUGCGACUUUUUAUAUAUACUAUUACGUAUAUUGCGAUUAUUUAAUGGUUAUAUACACAAUGACGGAAUAAUAUUAUAUUCUACACAAAACGCCCAUGUGAUGAUGAGAGACCUACGAUCGAUUUUCAUAACCAUUAUUUAGCGACGGUUUUUGCAGUGUUUUUAAUUUUCAGAAAACUGCAGCACUCGUCGAGACUAAAAAUACUCUGAAAUUUUUUUUUUCUACUCAAUUUUAAAUUUACAACGUCGUUUUUUUGAAUAAACACCAUAUAAAAAAAUUCGAAAAAUCCUAGAAAAUAUGAACUAACAAUAUGUUGGAGAAAUUGGACAUCUGAGAAAAUAGAUGACUCUAUCCUUCAACGUCAAAUACUUAUUGAUACGGUCAUAUUGUAAGAAGAGAUGGUCUAGAAAAAUUGUUAGAAUUAUUCAAGGAAAUGCAUAAGGCAAAAGAAAUCGUAGACGUCCUCCGAACCGAUUUAUUGACCAAACCGAAGGUCUAACAGGGUCAGUGGCAAAAAUCACAUGAAACAUAAAGACUGAAAAGCUUCGAAAAAUUGCAUAAAAAAUUACAAGAUUAUAGUAAAUAGUUAACUACGGACUAAAACUAAUCAACUAAUUAAGAUCAUAAUUUUAAACCGAUGGUAGUUAAAUUACUCAAUGUUAAAUAUCUAUACUAUUUUAUCGGCACAAUAUUUAACAGUAAGUUUUACUUACGAUAGUAAGACUUUUUUCAAGAUAAAUUCUACAAUUUACUUUGGUACACUUUACCGAAGAGCAAACUACAGCGUGGAACGGCUUCUCUAUAAAUUACGUACAUUAUCUCUAUGAUCUGUACGAAUUUAAUGCCUACGAAUUAACAACCCUGGAUUAAUGCUGGACAAGAUAUCGAUUUUUCUACUUCAAAAUUUCCCCCCUGUCCGACGUAGCUUAUGCCUUUUACCCUUACUUGUAUGUACACCCGACGUGCAGGUUUUUCAAUCACUAAAGAAUUUAGGUUUACAGGACAUAAUCAUUAAUAACUUCCUUGGAGCAGUACCAGCUGUAGGUCUGGAGCUCAGACGAGAUUUUAUUUUUCUAAGUUGCUAUGUUUGGAUAUCGAAUUUUCGGCCGUUUUAUAUUACUUUUUCUCAUUAUCGCCCAGGGGAGAAGCGACCGUAUGCUGUCGGUUUUCGGUUUAUCGUCCGUAUAAAACGAUAUAAUAAUAUCCGUAAACGACCAACUACGAAAUUCGCGGGUUCGCGUCUGCAAAAUCGUCUGUACAACUAUAGCCGGACGAGUGCGUUUAAAAAUACGACGACGACGACAACGACGACGUUAUAUUAUUAUCGCACUGUGGUGAAAUAUAGAGUUAAUUAGGAAUUUAGCGAUGUCGCGUGUAAUGAAAAUAGCAACGCGACCUCGUAUAUCAUUCUGUCUCGUGAAAUCGAUAUACACUGCACCGUCGUCGCCGUCGCUCGUAUAAUAUAAUAUUAUAUAUUAUUAUUAUACUCGAAAAUACACGAGCUAGGGAAGUCGAAACUAUUAUAAUAGGUGACCUGUAAGCGCGGGGGAGGAGCUUGGGGGAAGAGAUUCAUAUCCAGUGACGGGGUCGAAAUUACUGCGAAUCGCCUUCCGAAACUUAUUGCCAAAGUCGGCCAAAUUAACUUGACUAUAAUAAUAAUAUAGUCAACACACGACGAGCAAAAAACUUGUUUUUUGUAAAGUCAGUCAAGGAAAAUCCAAGUGAACUCCCCGCGGCUGCGUGGUUAAACUAUCUGAAAGUAGGGGAAAAAAAUAGAAAUCGAUAAAAAAAAAAAAAAGGAAACUGAUACUGGUAAUAAUUGAAAGGGUAAAUGCGUGUAUAGAGUAAUUUUAUUUAGAUCUGAAUGCAACGAUUAACCAUUGCUAACGGAAAACAUUUCUGAACGGAGUAUUAUUUGUCCUAUUUUUCCCUUGUUGCCAAAGUAACACAAAAAUCAACAAAAAAUGAAUAAACAAUGGCCAGUUUUACCCAUUUGUUAAGAAAACUACAAGGAAAAAAAAAAUCACUUCUUUAUAAUGCACCAACUUACUAUAGAUCGAAAAUGCUACAAAACAUUUUUAAACAAUUUUUGAUAGGAACAGUUUUGCCGGAAAAAUUUGUUACACACAAAAAAUAAAAAAAAAAAAAACACAAAUAAAAAUAAAACCUAUACAAUUCCCGAUUCGCUCAGAAUUUAAAAUUUCACUCUGUUGCCCGGUUAUUUAUUUAUCCCAAUUUUCUAUAUCAGACAAGAUUAUCUCCUAGAUGUAACAAGCGAUAAUUUUCAAUAUGGGAUUUUCACCAUCUCCCCUCCCUAGAUGUGUUUUAACCCCGGGGAAGUAUUAGUUGGCAAAAAAAAAGUUAAACAAAUUUAUAGUCGAAUCCCGUCAAAGUGCAGUUGACCGUGAUAGCUAAUAAUUAAAUAACACCAACGGCUGAUGUGUCUAUGUAAUAUUAAAUUUGUCUUUUCCCCUACAUAAAUCUAUGAAAAUAAAUUUGAAAAACCUCGAAAUUCAAACGCUGAGCUCCUCGCGCUUCUUUAAAAAAUAGGAAAAAUUUUAAAUAAUAAUAAAAAACAACGCUAAAUCGUCCUAAAUAAUAAUAAUAAUAAUAGAAACGUGCCUCAACGAACUCAUCGUCAAACGUAUAUUCCUAGAAUGCCCCAACUACCAGAACGCUCGAACGAAAUCAAACUUAAACACAAGCUCACUCAAAGAAGCAUUCAACUAUGGAGAAGAAAAAAGAAUAUUAGACUUCAUCAAGAUAGCCGAUCUCGCAUCGAACAUCUAAAACAAUGGAGCACAUAUAUAUAUAAACUAAUUUUUUUAACCACUGUAGGCUAAUAAAUGAUAUAUUUGAAGCUUUAAAUAAAUAAAAAAACAAAAAUAAUAAUAAUAAUAAGAGUUUUUUUUAUUUUUUUGCAGAGCUAUUGGAAUUCGACACGCCGGCCGAGCAGACAACGGACGAGUACAAAGACUACUUCAUAAAGUGUAAGGUGAAGGGCAACGCGAUGCCGACAUUCAUGUGGUCGUACAAAAAUCAGACGAUUAAAGAUAAAACGAAAAGUAAGUAUAAAAUUAUUAGUAUCCAUUAUUCUGGUGUGCACCGGGCGAGAAAAUUAAUGUGUAUCGAAUUCGUCAACGAUUUACUAUUUACUCAUUUGCUAUUUAUAUACUGGAAGCGAACAAAAUCGGCGAGUAAUAUUCACAAUUUCGAUUUUCUCCUAGAUUAGAUUUUUUCUACCGUAUUACAAUAAUUGCCCAUGUGUGUAACAUUUUGAUAAAUGUAAUUUUUUUCAUUUUUCUCGUAAAGUUUCACUGGUUCGAGUCGCUCGCUUGUACAAAAUGUCGUAUAAUAUCGAAAACUAAUUGACCUAUUCGAAACUGUAAACGCAUUUAUCAAAAUUGUAUAGCAACACCUAUACCGAUUUUUCGUAAAAAAAUGAUCGCUGUAUAGUGAUAUUUACUCGUUUCGUAGUAAGGGACAAGGGUUUAGCGUAGGUAGUUAUUUUUAUUAUUAAUACCGUGGUAUACGCAUAACAGACAAAUAGUGUCGAUAUCAACAUCAUCCUUGGUGGUUUCUGGUAGAAAAUGUUAUCUAGUUGAUGCACUGUAGAUGUUAUUUUUAUAAUUUCAAUUACGAUUGAACAAAACUGGGAAAAUGUACGCAACGAUGGUUUUUUUGUUCUGAUUACAAAAAGACCACGGAGAUUCGAAAUUUUCACCGGCCACUUACAUCAGCGAUCUCUAAACGUUUCGGUACAAUUUUCGAUCUGUUUAUAAAACCAUUUUAAAAUAACUAAUUUUUUUUUUUAUAUAUACAUGUAUAUAAAUUGUCUAUAAAAUUAUUUCGGCACGGCGAGUUCUCAAAAAUUUAACCCGAGGUUCAUCGCGAUUCGCGUUGAUAACGGUACGCGGUAAUAAUUUUAAAUUCUAAUAUACGUGUGUGUGUGUGUAUUAUUUUAUAUUGAUAAAACGUUUGUUUUACUGUCAGCAGGUGAAAAGUAUUCGGUUGAAGAAGGCGGACUAUUGGUACGAAACGUGACGCACUUGGACGCCGGUAAAUACACGUGCAGGGCGUUCGAGACCACCAGCAAGUCGAGCGUUUCGGGCGAGAAGGAAAUCAACUUGAAAGUCAGACGUGAGUGUGAAUUCACAUCUUCGAUAUACUAAAUGAAAACGUUACUAUAUAUUGUAUCUGUACAAAAAAAAAAAAAAACCAAUAACUGACGCGUUUUUACGAUAAAAUCAUUUCAUAGUAGAAAACCUCCGAAGCGACGUUCACGCGAAAAUCUCGCUGUCUAUAUACGAAAUCAUUGUAUUUCGAUCGUGUGUACCGGAUAAAGUCGAACGCGUGUAGUUAUGCGUGCUGGGUUCGGUAAACGUAAAAACUAAACAAAUAGCAUAAUAAACACGGUCUGUGAUAGCGAUGCCAAUCGAAUUAUUUUUUCAUACGGCUGUAAACAUAUUUUCGGUUAGUGGAAAUCUCCCAAAACAUUCACACCGAACAUAUAACCUAUUUAAAUAAAGAUGCGGAUUUUCCGCCUAGGGGCAUACUUUAGGGGCAUACAGGGUAACGAAUUGCAUUCAGAAGCCAUGUUUGAUUUAAAAUAAACAUAAUAAUAUAUUGUAUUUUAAUUGGCUUCUCCUUAAACAGUAAUACACCGGGAGCACAUAUAUGAGGAUUUAGUUAGACGGUAGCUAAACAAUAGAAAGUCUUCCCUGACCCGAACACUGAAAAAUAGAAAGACUAUAAACAUAAACAUUGGCGAGUUAAAAAGUUAAUAGUCAGGUUGAUUUUAAAUUUCAACUUAGUAUUUUUGUUUUUUAUUUUUUACAUUACAACUGAACAAUAGCAGUCUUUACACUGUAUUUGAAUAUACGUAAUAAACCGUUGUAUAAAUAAUUCGUUCUUUUUUCUUUUUUUUUACUCAAAAAUGUGUGUGAAUUUAAAAGUUUAAUUUAGACAAAAAAUAAAAUAGAAAAUAAUAUAUAUACACAUCAUUAUAUAACGUGAUUAAUUAAAAAAUCCAUUAAAUUUUAAAAUUAACUUUCAACUUAACUCGGAUAAUGUUAGUAAAACAAUCAACUUUUAUCGUGUUUACUCGUAAAUUUUUCUUCAGUCAACUUGACUUAAACGCCGUGUUAAUAUUUGAUAUUAUUCACGAUAACUCACCGAUAUAACUUUUGAAAUUGCACACGGAAUAAAAAGUGAAGGUUAACAGUGAUUUUUAUCACCAAAUUUCUGUGCUAGUUAUAAAUAAUAUAUAGCUGAUAAAAUCGCUGGCAGUGACCGCCAUUACAGAGUUGCCAUCGCUACACAAGCGUCAUUUGGAACAAAAUCAUUAGGUAACAAGCAUUUUGAAUAAUAUUUUAAAUUCAGUUGUGUUCAAAUGAAAAUAGGGAGCAGUCGACAGUUACCGUAGUCAAUCGUUUAUCAGAACUAUAUAGAAAUAAAUGGAAUAAAUUUAAACAUGUAUAAGUUAUCAGUUGUGUGAUCUUUAUGCGUUCAAAUGCAAUACAAUCGAUACUACAAUAUUGUAUUAUCGCGAUCGUGUUCGGAACAGUGCAACACAAUUUUAUUUCUCUUAGAAUUAUUCAUAGGGUAGCGUAGCUGUAUUAAUAGCUAUAAUAAAUUAAUAUUAUUGCAACUCCGAUAAAAUGGCCGGGUAGCAGUUGCCUUCCCUUGAUACCAAGCCCGGAUUUAGAGAGGCCAUAUGUCCAAACUUUUCUACGAGGCCCCCAAAAAGAAUAAUAAAAACAAUGUAUACUAGUUAUGUUUUAACAAAAUAAAAACAAUAAAUAAUAAUCCUAAAUAAUAUUAUAAAUGUGAAAGUAAAUCUGUCUGUUACGUUUUCACGUCUAAACCGUUGAACUAAAUUUGAUGAAUUUUGGUAUAGAGAUAGAUGGAACCUUGGAGAAAAUUCUAGGUUACUUGUUGUUGUGAAAAAUAAAACUUAAAGGGGAUCUUUCAUCCAAAAUUUGAAACAAACAAAUAAAUAAUGAACAGAAAUAAAAAUGCCAUAACAACUUUAACGACUUGAGAUAAAGUCUAUGUAUCUGUUUGCCGGUCUAUUAUUGGUUUGAAUUCGGAUGGGCUACCCUUGGUAACACGGACGAAGAAAAACAAAAACCUAGGCGCUGUCUGAUUAAUGUUUAAAUAAUGUUGUCAUAAUUUAAUCCCUGUGCUGUGCGGGUAUCUAUGGUAACACGGGCGAAAAAAUGUAAGACACAAUAGAACACUUUUAGUUCCACAUAUUUUUUUUUUUUUCAAUUUACUGGUAUACUAAAAUACGGGGAAAAAAGAAAAACAAAUAAAAAAUUGGCUAGGACAAUGCCAGGCGCGUGACAGUUAGUAAGCAUAUACAUUUGGUGAUUUCUAUUAAAGGCUAUCAACGAUAUAAAGUCAUUAAAAACAAUGAAAUAUUAAAAAAAACACAAAGUCGAUGAUUAAACGCACAGAUAAAGAACGUAAUAUCGUUCUGAGGCGAAAAUUGAGGAGAAUUUGAGGAAUCUUGUGGCUCGGGAGCCGCGGUCCUCCCUGGACAUUUUCUUAUUCCGGGCUCGCUCGCUACCCCGCAAUGACGCCUACGGUACCGCGGGGUCAUUCACUAGUGGCAUCACUGCCCGCUGAUAUCUAUAGAUUAUAUUUGUUGUUAUUUGUUAUAUUUACCAUUUGUUAUAUGCUCUGUAGUGCCGCGAUCUGCCCCCGGAGGUAUUCGAAGGGCUAAACGAGUUAUUAUCGGCCGUCGAACGGCGAAGAAACAAUAAUUUUAAAAACGUCAACAAUAUAAUAAUAUUAUAUAGUAAUGAAAAUAUAAAAUCGCCCGUAUCGCUCGGUACCACCACUACGGUCGUGUAUAUAACAACACUGCGCCUUUAAAAAGCUCUCGUAUUUAUCCGAUCGGAUAUAAUAUACUUAUUUUGAUUUUUCGAGUACCCGCGUUUCGUUUCAAAUAUACGCGAAUACCUAUGCGUACGUAAGGUACGGGAACAUAAAAUAAUAAUAAUAAUAAAAAAAAUGUUCGGUGUCGGAAAAAAGACGUAUUGAAUAAAUAUUUAUAUACGAUUUCGGGGAUUCGAGUCCGCGGGAUCGGGUGGGGUGAGAUGAGGGAUGAGAGUUGAUCGUAUAAAUAUCGGAUCGAAUUUUUAUAUGCGUAUAGGUUGCGUUAUCACGCGGACCGGAUAAUAACAAUAACAAAACAAAAAAAACAAAAUAUUUUUUAUUAUUGUAUUUUUUUUUUUUUUUUGCAUACACAUCUUAAUUUACGUAGAUGCGAUAUUAUGUUAUUAUAUCUUCUGGUCCAUAGUUAGAAGGACUUAAGUCAAUUUCGUAUAGUUUUUAAUGCAAGAUAGUUAAAUUUUGAAAAUCAUGUAUAAGUCAUGUUAUAUUAUACGACAUUCCGACUUACGUGUGUCUUUUUCUACCAAACAAAAAAUAUAUCUCGUGGCAAAUCGAAAUGUUUAAAUUUUCUGUAUAAACGCGAUAGAAUAGACAUAUGCUAUGUCACGUAGACCGAAAAAUAAAGUAAAACAUACGAGUAUUACACAUCGUCGGAAUACUUCGUUUUUAAACGGCCACCAUUCAAGUCGGGGCUCACGAUUUCCUGCGGGUAUAUAAAGUACACGGACACGCGUGUGCUUAAUAAUUAACGGUUAUUCGGGUGUAAAAAAUAUCUGGUUAUGUUGAAAAUAUACAAAGUAUACAUGUGUAUAAUAACACACUCGGGGAUGAGAUAUUAUUUUUAUAAUUUUUCAAUCUUGAUAAUAUUAACUGCCCCCCGCCCCGCAUAUCUUUACUCUGAAACCGUGCUUGAAUACACGUUUAUUAUUACAUGCACGUGUACUAUUAAAUACAUGGAUUUUAUAACUACACGUCUACCUGUAGUUUUAAGUCGCAUAAAAUCGUAAACCCUAGUUCAGAAGAAGCAAAAAAAAGUUUCCGUCUCAAAGGUCCUAACUCCAGAAUGACAACAUUAUAUAAUAUGGAAAUUUGAUGGAGAUAAAACUUUUUCAUCAACGUGGUAAUUUCCCCGUACUAUUAUCAGCAUUUUUACAGAAUAAUACUUUUUUUCUUAUUUUUUGAGUUACCGUGUUUUUAUAAACGUCGCGUCAUCGUUGAUAUAAGUUAAAAAUAUCAUAACCACGAAAUUGCAUUUUUAAAGUUACAUUUAUUACAAAUUAGACCGACGAAAUUGGGGAAAAGGUCGAUUAGAUCCUCACCGUUCAUUAGAUCGGCUCUUUUAGAUUCUGAACGGAGCAAUGAAUGUAUUGGUUUUAUUUUUUUAUAUGAACAACUUUUCUACCAUUUCGCUGCGGUUUUCUCAAGUGUAACACUUUUUCUGAAAGGAUUUCUGACUGGGGCGGUACUUUAGAGAGAUCAUUUUUUUUUUAUUUUCCAAGCAAUUUUCAAAAUAAUUGGGAAAAACCGAGAAAAUGUACGAAAUGUAUCAUUUCCAAAUCGUUAAUGUUACAAACUUUCAAAACCUAACCGGACCCCGCUCAGAAUCCCUUUUGUUUAACAAUGGUUAAUCGUUGCGCGUACAGAUGUACAUUCGAUUUCCCAUCUACCUUCCCGACUACUUCUCAUCUACAACAGUGGCCCGCCCAUAGUGCGAAGCAUGCAGCGUUUUGUUCGGUUCGCGUUAAAAUAUUCAUUCCGAAUAUUAUACUUUUUAAUCGGUAUUUUACCCCCGAAAAAAAAAAAAUCUAUCGGUGGGUCGUGCCCGAUAUGUAUAGAUAAUAAAGUUCGUUUCACUAUCGCGUUGAAUUCGAAUUGGUACGGAUUUCAUCCGAUAUACAUACGCGGCGGCGUUUGGACUUCAACGGCUGUCGUAUUAUUACAUUACACUCGCGGAAAAGUACCUAUACGUAUUAUAACGCACACCACCCAAAACCGGAGUCGUUGAUAUUUUAUAAUAUAAUAUCAUAUACGAGUACGAGAACACCGCCGACACAAAGCUCGAGUGCUCGCGGUUAUUUUAUUAUUAACAAGACCGCGGAUUCACUUCGCGCAACAUACCCGUACACCCGCGCACGCACACACACCAACACACACGCACGCACGCACGCACGCUCACCAACACAAACACCCACACACACACACGCACGCUCACCAACACAAACACCCACACACACACACACACACACACAUCACGCGACAAUAUUUGUCACGUCGUGUUACAUAAUAUACACGUAGUUGUAUUAUUUGUCUUUACAUUCGUAUGCCAUUCAUAUAUUGUAUUAUAUUGUUUCGCGCGGUGCCGGCAUUAAAUUCAUUAAAUCGCCGGGUAUUAAAUUAUUAUCAUCAUUCAGCCGCGUCUUUACGCACCUAAUAUCCUACGCUCGGCGGCCGCGCCGGCGGUAUUAUUGUCGUAUCAUCACGCAAUGUCGUUUCGUACGAGACGCACACCGAUUAUGCCUGUAUGUUUUUCAAAAACUUUUUUUAAAAAAAAGAGUAAAAUAGAUUUUAAAACCAGUCGGAAUACAAUAUUGAAUACUUAAAAAAAAAAUUUUAAUAUUCAGAAUACCAUCAACGAUAUCUGCAAAAAUAUUAAGAAUAAACAAUAAUUGUAUUAUAGUUACGUAUAGGCCGGAGAAUAUUUUCGAUGUAGAAUAUAAUAAAUAAAUAAUAAAAAAUAAAUAAUAAAAUAUAAAGCAACUCGAUAUUUUAUGUAUUUGCAUACCGUAGUUAAUUGUACACACAUUAGAAAUUAAUUAUUAAGUCACGUUAGACGUGCGCCAAAUUCCGAUUCAAUGUUAUCGCCUACUUUUAGCAUUUUUAUUUUUAGGACAGGUAUUGUAAAUAAUCAAAAUGAUCUUUAUUAUUAUUAUUUUUUUUUUAUUUUUUUUUUUUUUUUUUUUUGGGUUUAUAUCUAGAUAAAAAGUUUCUAAAUGUUACGUUUUUAUCCGCAUGUUUUAAAAAAUACGAUUCCACACGGCUGCUGCCGUAUUAUAACAGCAUGUAAUAACAUUGUACUACCUACGGAUAACUCGCAAACAAGAACAUCGUGAGAAUAACGAAACGCGUCGCGUGUAUCGAUUGAAUAAAUUAUUUGAACAUUCGCCGAUGUAUGACGUGUCUGAUAAUUUUAUAAUCAUGAUACAUCACUAUUAUUCGAUUGACGUACCGCGAUUCGUUUAAUAAAUGUUUAUGUGAUUUUUAUUAUUAUUAUUUUUUUUUUUUGAUCAAACACAGACAAGCCGGUGUUUAAGACCCACAUGGAAGGCGAUCCGGUAGAGAUGUACGUUUUUAAAUCGGAUUCGAUAAGUCUGAACUGCCGCAAUUCCGCAGAACCGCCGGCCAACAUGACGUGGAGUUUCGAGGACGCGAGCUUCCUCAAUCCGUACGAAGACUACAUGGUACGUACCUAUUCCCUCUACAUUACAUAAAACCGAAGUUUAUUUCUAAAUAUUGUACACGAAUGAAUUACGAAUUGCCGAGUGCGUAAAACAGCGUUCUACGGUAUAGUCUAUUAUUGCCAUAGGAAUAAAACUGGGAGUUUUUAUUUCAAAAAUUCGAACGUUUUAAUUUUGCACAACCUCUAAAAGAGUUAUUUUUUUUUUUUUUAUAAUUUUGUUUACUCAAAUAUGAACCUAACUAUUAUGUAGUCUUGGAUGCCGAAAUAUUUUGGUAGGGUGACGGGAACGAUAAAAGAGCCACUAAAAGCCCUUCAGUAAAACAUUCCGUUCCGUAAAUACUCUUUUGGGGAUUGCAUCCUGUACUUUCACGUAAUACAUUAUUAAAUCAUUAUUCAAUUUUAAUUUCUUUUAAAUUAAAUACGGGGUGAUUUUUUUUUUUUUCUUAAGUUCAGUAUUUGUAUUAAACCCAUUUUCGGAAAAUCGUUAAAUCCUUAAAUAAAUAUUAGAAUUAUACCAGAAUAAGUCAGGUACACAUAAAGUUAUUUUAUAGCGAAUAUACUUUAAGUUCGAAGUAAAAAUAAACAAUACGGUAUAAUUGCUAUUUGAACACCUGCUUAAUUUUAAAACGUAUAUUUACCAAACAGGGAUGUAUUUUCGUAUUUUAUUUUUAUUAUUAUUCAUCCCCGUACAGGUAACGUUCACUGAAGUUAAAAAGUUGGGAUUGUACUCGUGUACGGCCAGGAAUACUUUAGGCAAAGUCACCAGACGGUUUCGGUUGAUCGAAGGGUUCAAACCGAAAACGCCCAGCGGCCUGGCCGUGGGAGAAAUAGGAGAAAACUUCAUCAAGCUGAAAGUGGACGCCGGCGACCCAGCCGACAAUUUGAUUGGCUACCGUGUGGAGUACGUGACCAAAGCCGUGGAACCGGGCACCCGAAAGACUUACGAAAGUUUCGACAUGAUAAACUUCAAUACUACCACGGGUACGUGUAACGUCCUCUUUCUCUGUGUAUGUAUAUAUACCUAUACCUAUACCUCCCGCCCUCAAAGUUCGCUAGGGAAGUUAUUACCUAUAUAUAAGUAUAAUACGUACGUUAAUACCGUCGUUUCCGUACCUGCUCCAUAAUAAUAUAUACUUACCUAUUCCGAUACGGGCCAAAAACACACGCGAACUUCAUCCCCACCUCCCUUUUCCUCGCCCAGUCCGUCAAAGUAUUCAAGGUUUCCCCGCGUGAUAUAUUAUUACGCUUGGACAUUUUUAGCCACUGUUACCGUUGCGAUUAUUUUGUCGAAACUGUGCAUUUUUUUUUCCACGACGAAGCUUGCGGAAUUCAAUUCAUUACGUUUCAAGUCAAAUCCUGCAGAGUUUUUUCGUGGCUCACAGGUCACUGGUUAAAAUCGAAUUCGUGAUGACCGGAACAAUAUUUGUGCGAUAAAUAUCAGCACAAUUAUCAUCGUUCAUAUUUGGCAGUUUUUAUUCUGUUUUUUUAUUCUGUGGGAAGGGGGGGGGGAAUCGGGAGAAUUAUUAAAGAUUAUUUUUGAUUGAUUUUAUUAAUCAAGUCGAUAGGGAGAACAAACUUUCAUUUCCUCCUACACACGAUAUAAAGGCCUUGAAUCUUGAUAUUAAUCUACGCAACGAAACCAAGAGUAUUGAUAACUAAAAAAUCAAUGUAAAAGCUGAGUGAUAAUUUAAAAAUAUUAUUCUUAUUUAAAUCCGUGUUGUGACGUCAGCCCGUAAUGGUGGGAGGCAUUAUUCGUUGUUUGUAAUAUAUUAUUAUGUCACGUCCAUUUAGUGAAAUCGUUCUUCUGUAUAAAGUGCACUUCACGAAAAGUUUCCAUAUCGCGUGAACAAUACACUUUUUACACGAUAUGGAGGAUGAUUAUUUGUGUUCGCGAAACGAACAUUUUAUGAAAUACAAUUUUUUUUUUUCACUCAAUGCGAGUGGCUUUUCGUGAAAUGGAUGUUUUUUUUUUUUCUAACUAUUUGAAGGUUUCUUCACGAUUUAUGUCUCCAUCAAUAUAGUGUAUAUACAGACAGAUAUUUCACUGAGGGGUGAUUCAAUCCCAAAAACCUACCCUUGUACACACGCAUAGUCUCCGUAUCGAGGAAUGUUUUGUAUUCAUAUUGUUAUGUCUAAAUACUGAGAGUGUAAAUUAUUUUCUUAAUUAGUGUUUAUUAUGCUACAAUCGGAAUUUUAUUUAAAGUCGUUUUAAAAAUGCAUACAAUAUUUUUGAAUGGUUCUCGGAUCAUUUUAACAAUUUUAACGUUUUAGGUUUUUAGCUUCCUUAACUAGGGCUGUGAAUUUGUAGGAAAGUGCAUUUUUUUUUUAAGCUAAUUGUGAAAAAUAGCUAUCCAAAUACAUAGUUUGAAUUAUGUAACAACAAAUUUGUGAAACUUUUAUUUUGCAUUUUUUGACGCUUUUAAUUCUUUAAAUCAUUUGUUGGCCUUUUUAGGUCAUAUUUUUCUUCUAAAUUUAUUUUUCGUCAAUUAAUAUCUUCGCAAGCAUAUUUUUUGUUUUGCACAGGCUGUAUAUAUGUUAAAUGUAUAUUUUAUAAAAAAAAACAUAUUUUACACAAGCAGUAUACGAGUUGGGUAAAGAUAAGGAUUCGAUAAAAUAAGGAAAUUGCAAGAUUAGUUUUUUUGAGCCUGUAGAAUUGUUGACAUCAUUUUUAAGGUUUUCCACUGCAUUGAAUUUGCAGCCCUAUUUAUUAUAUAACACUAUCACGAGAUAUCUGAAGGUAUCUGAGUAAGAUACCUGGUAUCCCAUAAAUAUGGCCAGAGUAAAAAAUAUUUGAACAUUUAAAUAUUUAAAAUUUACCAUGGUUAAAUUUCGAUAUACUCGUGGUACCCGGGGCUGAUCAUUGCUCGAUAAAAUUAAUAAUUACACUUGUACAUUGACGAGAUAUUUUACUUUUAAGUUUGUUAGUAUGUCAGUGUGGGGAGAGCAUUAAAUGCCACCACACAAACUAUGUCCCACUACUCUCCCCUACCCAAAAUUAAAAAUACAGCGCCAAAAUGUAUACUGAUAAUACUUCGUAUAUUAAUGAAAUUAUUUGUAUAGGUUACCAUUUAAAUAAAAAUCAAAAGUAAACGGACCUUUAACACCCAAAAAAAUAAAUAAUGUUUGAUUUUGGAGCUACUUUUUUUCACUCUCUACUUGAAUUACUAUAUAUGAGAAACAUAUGACUUCUCGUCCAUUUAGUUAUUGACAAAACAACAACAAUUGCGGCGGACAAUAUUAUAAUUAUUCUUAUUUCAUGACGGACACGUUCCGCGUGGUUUUAUGUUGUAGGUCCUUUCGCGCUCGAGAACCUCAUGCCCGACACCGAGUACAUGACGAAAAUUCUGGCCAGGAACCGGGCUGGCAACAGCAACUACACCGAUACGAUGGUCGUCCGGACGAAACCGUUGGUGGUCAUCACCGGAGCCGCGCAACCGUCCUCGGGAGGACUCGUCCUGCACCGGUUCCUCCUCCUGUCCGCGGCCGCGUACGUCAUCGCCUCGCUCCUCGGACAGUAGAUUUCGCCGUCAUCCGUAUCACAUCCAUAAACAUGAUAACAAUAUUUACUACAAUAACAUUAAAUAGACCAGGAAUGAUGGCGAAAUCGGGUAUACGCACGAUCUCACGAGGCCAACACACUAUUUAUAUUUAUAUUAUUACUAUUAUUAUUAUUAUUAUUAUUAAUUAUAUGCGUGGGAGAAUCAAUGCGACCGCGGCACUGCGGUUAUUUCACGGCAGAGAAAAUAUUCGUAAUACAAUUAUUUUUUCCACGAUCGUUUAUUAUGACGUAUUUUGUACUAAUAAUGGACGCGGCACAUUUAGUUGCGUCGGAGAG